UCGUAUGACGGUGUCUCGACUCUCGAGUCUUUCGUUGUCGUGAUUCUGAAUCAUUGAAAGUAACGAAGUAAAGAUGUGGUCACUGCGUUUCCCUUUCUCGUUUUCUCUGCCCCAACCACCUCAAUUCUCACGCCCAUUCUCUGCAUUCGCUGCAGCGGCCACCGCCGGAGCCACCGCCGCGUUUGUCGCCGUCUCCUCCUCCUCCCACGACCGCCCCUUUCUCCGGAAUUUCAUCUUCUCUUCUGACCACUCGCUACCUCUCUGGGGUUCACUGAGUAUGGCUGACGAUUGCAUUCCCACUGUUGAGUCAAAGAACGGAGCGUCGUUCCCUUCGGCUCUAGGCUCUUCUCUUAAACUCUGUGGGAUUGGUGUGAGGAAGAAAAGCAUUUUCGGAUUGAAGAACAUUGAUGUAUAUGAAUUUGGUGUUUAUGUUGACGAUACUGACAUAAAGAACUAUCUUUCUGAGAAAUAUGGGGAAUUGUCUAUUUCCCAAUUGAAGGGAAAUAAGGAGUUUACUGAAGAUGUCUUGGAAAAUGAUAUAUCCAUGAAAAUUAAACUUCAAAUUGUCUAUGGAAAAUUGAGCAUUCGUUCCGUACGAAAUGCAUUUGAAGAAACUGUAGGAAGCAGGCUUAAAAAGUAUGAGGGAUCAGACAAUAAAGAAUUGCUUCAAAGGUUCACUUCACAGUUUAAAGAUGAAUUCAAAAUACCACGUGGAUCUGUUAUUGAUCUCUCUAGAGAGAAGGGCCACGUUCUUCGCACAUCAAUUGACGGACAGGAAGUGGGAACCAUCCAGAGUAAACUCCUGUGUCGGUCAAUUCUAGAUUUAUAUAUUGGUGAGCAACCAUUUGAUAAACAGGCCAAAGAAGAUAUUGAGUUCAACAUGGCUUCUUACCUCAGAGAAAUAGACUGUUAAAUUAAGAAUCUUCUCUAAGACAUGGACUGUAGUCUUCUCAUUUCCUUGCUUCGGGCUUUUUUUCAUGACUUUUUAUCAAUUUGACCUUGUUGAUGUAACCCUUGGGCUUAGAGUUUGCAAUAGGAACAGGUAAUGUAAUCAUAUCUCAGCAUAACUGCCUUAUUCUAGCAAAUUUUUAGAAUAUAACUUGGGACUCAUAUGUAUUCAUUUUUUUUCUUCAGUAGAAGCAUAGGUUUCAAGCUC
Molecule: messenger RNA, 1156 nt
Organism: Gastrolobium bilobum
Lineage: Eukaryota; Viridiplantae; Streptophyta; Magnoliopsida; Fabales; Fabaceae
Product: fatty-acid-binding protein 1
Exons: 4
Coding region: 74-913 (279 amino acids)
Molecular function (GO): intramolecular lyase activity
Source: RefSeq, a predicted model, not a curated record